CGAAUCAGUGUACUUCUCGUUGCUUUUUUUAAUCAUAAGACAGCUUGUGCGGCAUCGACAGACGAUUGUUCGUAGAGAGACUAUCAAAGAAAAGUACAUUUUCGGUCUUAGUCUGUCUUCUAGGACAGCUACUCAAUGGUUUAUUAUUAAACAUUUUGUGGAUCAAACAACGUAGUUGGCUACAUUUCAACUGGGUGACAAUGCUAGAAUGUUUUGUAGCUAAAUGUUGUCUGUUUUGACGAACGUUUUGCUGUAAACUAGAACGUCAAGAUUUAUUUUCCUAAAAGACCCAAUUUCGUCGAUUGAAGAUCAUCAGGACAGGGCUACAGCCGAGCAAGGAGGACAAGAUAUCACCCUCAGCAUUUUGUUUCCAGUUGAUCUACAGCGACAUACAACAAUGUUAACCCAGGUAUGUAUGGUUUAUUACAUUCUUAUUAGCCUACAUUCGUGGUACAUUCUUUCCAAAGUGGUAAGAACAAACAAGGUUCCGUGCAGGCUACUAGCCGCUUGUUGUUGUGUGUGGUGUGUCCAGGGCGCGUGUCUUGGACUUGGACACGACAAUGUUCUUUCCGGGUAGCCUAAUGAAUCAAACCCCUCAAAUGAUGGUCAAUGAAAAAAAGCAUCGACAACGAUGGAUGCUCUUUUAUUUGCACUUCGUGUGAAACGUGUCCUCUAGUUUGUGUGUCCAGAAAAUGUUGACACAACUUAUUUUUUUCCUGCGCAGCAUCGAGUGUGUGUAGCCUAGGCUAGACAGAAGCCAUGUCAGGAGGAAUUCUAUUGUGUCGCUGAAAUAUUUGGCACUCCGCUCAUUGAUUUGCAAUCGCAACUUUAUGUUAAUGACAAAUUAGAUCCGUGAGUAGACUAGACUAGGAUGCCAUCUGAUCAAGCUCUCGAAUUUAGAGAAACUAUUUGAAGAAGCGAAGGCUACAUUUUAUUAACCUACCUCAACAGUCUAACCCACUGUCAUUUUUCUCUGAUGACCGCCCAGCAAUCAGGUUACGAUGAAGUGACAUCUUCGUCGCCAUUUUUAGAUAAAAUUACUUUUAAGGACCGGAGAGUAUCAUUUUAGUGAUUUUGGGCACGGUGUUUGUCUCGUUAUGCGUUGAUCAGUUCCUGUGCAGACGACCCCUGUGUAGAGACAGACAUGAAGUAGAUUUUUUCCUGAUUGUCAAAUCUCGGAUGGGAUGAUAAUGACAAUAAGACUAGCCAGCUUAUACACGAAAAGUUGUGUAUUGUUGAAAUGACGACCAGGCUACAUUUGGCGCUCCGAGAAGCCAUCGAGACCGGCUUCGUUGUCAGUGUUUCUGUCAUACAUGCACCUACAGUCUUUCAGCCCUCGUUUCCUCCCAUCCCCCAUUAGCCCUUCCGCUCCGGCUUUACACACUCCGAAACAAUGUUGCCAUUAAGUGAUACAUAAUGUCCAAUCGAGUUACAAGUUGCAACAGUGUUGCAAUAGCCUCUGUAUAUCAACACAUGUCUGCAAUAUUCACGAGUCGUUCUUGGGCUAUAGGAUACGUUUUCAUGCGUUGUAGGCUAUUUGGGUACACGUUUUUGAAGGGCUGUUCAUUUUGUGUAAUGCCUUUCUUAGCCUAAAGUUGUGGGUUCUUUCAAAGCACAACUCUAUAUUUCUUGCAUACUCAUAUUAUUGUUAUUAUUAUUCCACCCGCUCUAUUGCUUAAAAUGAUUAAGCUAUUAACACUCAGCGCGCCGGAAAUCUAUAACUACUAGAAUGGCCAUGACGGUCAGUUGUUAUUUCAACUGUGUAAAUAUUCCAUAAUCAGUGGCGACACGUCAUUCAGGGGAGGGGGGGCAGAGCCUGUUUUUGCCUGUUUUGCAUGUUCUUUUGCCAUUAAUACGUGUCACAUAUCAGUUUGCAAACAAUGUAAAAAAAAAAUAUAUAUAUAUAUAUAUAAUAUUGAGUUAAUAAAGCACAUACAAACAUGGUCUCUUUUUUGCUUUCUUGAAUAAGGCAGCUCCAAAAUGCAGGUGUUUCAGCCUAGCUCAGUGCUUUCUGUGGUGGUGGGGCAGCCAGCGGAAAAUACAGAGCAUAGGGGUUGGUAAUGUUCUCUAUUUGCGCCGUGAUUGGCUCAGUGUUCUGUCACUCAUGGGUACACUACACCACUGCAAAUUCUACAGGGAGAGCUCGAAAAUUCAAGCCCCUUGGGUCCUGCCAUAGAGUUACAUUAGAAGUGCCCAUCCAAGAAGGCUCAAGGUCAUUGGCCACAGAUAAAAAUGUCAAAUCACGUUUUAUCUACCCUAGCUUUGAUUGGACUGAUCAUGUCAACAUCAUACUUUCAAAAUCUUAGCUAGACAAGCAGUCAUCAUCAUGAAUCAAGUCGACAAUCUACUGGCAAGUCCUUUUCAAUCCUUGUCAUAUGAAGAGAAAUUAUAGAUAAAAGGUAUCGGUGCUCAUCGGCCAUUGGACAUAAACAUUACACAAGUCGGAAAUCGCAAAUUCAACAAUGAGUGGUUUGGAAGGAAGCAGUGGCUAACUGCAAGCAUCUCUGUAGCUCAAUUGGUAGAGCAUGGCGCUUGUAAUGCCAGGGUUGUGGGUUCGAUCCCCGGGACCACCCAUACGUAAAAAUGUAUGCACACAUGACUGUAAGUCGCUUUGGAUAAAAGCGUCUGCUAAAUGGCAUAUUAUUAUUAUUAUUAUUAUAUCUCAAAGCAAUCACUAUUUUGCUUCCCAUGCCUGCUAUUCAAUGGAGAGGGUGUGUGGUCCAAGUCUGGGUUUAAGGAUUUAAAACAUAAUAAUAUAAUAUAAAACCUAAUAUUAGAUAAAGGGAACAUACGUGAACAAUUAACACAACAAUUACAUAUUUAUUUCAUAAACAAAGUUAUGCAACACCCAAUUCCCCAGUGUGAAAAAGUAAUUGCCGCCUUACACUCAAUAACUGGUUGUGCCACCAUUAGCUGCAAUGACUCCAACCAAAUGCUUCCUGUAGUUGUUGAUCAGUCUCUCACGUCGCUGUGGAGGAAAUUUGGGCCACUCUUCCAUGCAGAACUGCUUUAACUCAGUGACGUGUGGGUUUUCAAGCAUGAACUGCUCGUUUCAAGUCCUGCCACAUCUCAAUUGGGAUUAGGUCUGGACUUUGACUAGGCCAUUCCAAAACUUCCAAUUUGUUGCUUUUUAACAAUUUUCAUGUAGACUUGAUUGUGUGUUUUGGAUCAUUGUCUUGCUGCAUGACCCAGCUGCGCUUCAGCUUCAGCUCACAGAUGGAUGGUCUGACAUUCUCCUGUAGAAUUCUCUGAUACAGAGCAGAAUUCAUGGUUCCUUCUAUUAAGGCAAGUCGUCCAGGUCCUGAGGCAGCAAAGCAUCCCCAAACCAUCACACCACCACCACCAUGCUUGACCUUUGGUAUGAUGUUCUUACUGUGGAAUGCAGUGUUUGGUUUUCGCCAGGCAUAAUGGGACCCAUCUUGUCCAAAAAGUUGACUCAAGUUUGCCAAAAAGCACCUGGAUGAUCAUCAAGACUCUUGGAAGAAUGUUUUAUGGACAGAUGAUUCAAAAGUAUAACUUUUUGGACGACAUGGUUCCAGUAAUGCCUGGCGAAAACCAAACUCUGCAUUCCACAGUAAGAACAUCAUACCAAAGGUCAAGUGUGGUGGUGUGAUGGUUUGGGGAUGCUUUGCUGCCUCAGGACCUGGACGACUUGCCUUAAUAGAAGGAACCAUGAAUUCUGCUCUGUAUCAGAUAAUUCUACAGGAGAAUGUCAGACCAUCUGUCUGUGAACUGAAUCUAACACUUCAGCAACUUUGUGCAGGGAGAGUGAGAGUGCUUAAAGUGUUUUUUGCAGACCUAUCCUCGUUUUCCACCUUUUUCACGGGCUCAUCCAAAAGACUCUCCGCUCUUGCGGAAUCAACGAACAGACGGGUCCCCAGGCCACCGGGUACACAAUGGAACUUCAAAAGCAGAACUGUCAAUGCAGUGUGGGAGGACCAUGAGGCACUGGCCCAAUGCAUGGAGGACAUCCACACGCAGCCUGGAUGGGAUGAGAUCACCAUCAGCAAGGCUUAUGGCCUGUCCAUGAAACUCAACGAUCCCACAUUUCUGCAACUGCUCAAGUUAUUUUCCUUGGUAAUGCAGCGGUGGAUGUUUUGUACAACACAAUGCAGAAACAAACCAUUGGUGCAGCAGGAAUCGUCGGAGCAAUCAACAACUUCAAGGCGAACGUUCAAAACAUUCGCGAGCAAACUAAUGCACUGACCAAAGGACAUGUUGAUGCCACUGAACCAAGGCAGAGAAACCUUAACACUGCACCCAUGAUGAAUGAGGCAUGCGAAACAAUCGCUGCUCAUGUGCAAGAAAGGUUUUCUGAAAGUGACCAGUUAAUUGCAGCAAAGUUGGACAGCUCAUUUCCCCCCCAGUAUGGACAUUCCUUUCCGACCGCAGAACUCCAGUGUGCUACCAAGCAAUGGCCUGUGGGCAACCAGGAGAAGUUGAAAAACUGAGAUGUCCCCUCUCUACCGGCAUUCCUGAACUGCACACUGGAAAGAGAGCACUUUCUUUAUUGAAAUCACUCUACGAGAACAACCUGCAGGAGGCCUUGUCUGAGACGGUCUCUCUUCUCAAAAUCAUCAUCACCACUCCGAUGACAACCGCAGAGUCAGAAAGAAAAGGUUCCACCCUUAAAAGGAUAAAAACCUUCACACGUAACUCCAUGGGCCAGAAAAGGUUAAAUGCAUUGGCCAUGCUGUCAAUCCAGUAUGACUUCAUCCAGAGAGUGCCAGACUUUGAUGAUAAAGUAAUUGAGAAGUUUUCCCACAAGAAGGACCGCCGUGCCAACUUCCUGUUCAAGUGAGCACAGCACAACAAUAUGUCUAGUAUGCUGCUGCAUAAGUGAUGUAAUAUGCCAGGGAGAUGUGUAUACUGUAGCUAAGAAAGUAAUACUAAGUGUAUGUUGUGUAGUAAGCAGUUAGUAGCCUAUGUGUCUCACUCACCCUAAGAAUGUGGUCCCUUUCCCCCUUAGAACUUAGCCUACUGUUCUGACUUGGUGGUGCACAUGCAGCCUAUAGCCUGUUUUAGAGAAAUGUCAUCAUCAAAUAUUGUAAGAGCUUUCAUUGUCUGCUUAUGUGCCCCCAUUAUUGAUCCUACGGUUCUGACUUGGUGUACAGGGAGAACACUGUAAGAACGGCCCAUGUUCUGAAUUAUGUCGCUGUCCAUUUCAAAAUUGCUGAACGAAUAGGCAGCAUAUAGGCUACAUCCGUCUCAGCUCGCUCAUGUCUUAAUCGAAAUUACGGCUUGCCUCUUAACCGCUUAUCGUCAUAUAUGCCAUAGUUUGGACAUCUGCAUUGUUAUAUUGCUUAUAUAGGUCUCUCAUUAGUAUCUUAUUAAUAAUUUUAGGCAAUGUUAGAAUUAUGCAUUUAAUUGUUUUUCUUACUUUGUGUGUUAUAAUUAGCUCUGGUGCUUUUCUCCACGAGGAGGGUGGUAAGUUACAGACCCAACAACAUUAAAUUAUAGUAUCCCCUCCUCGUAACCAUGUUUGCCAGUGACAGUCUCUUCCCAUUCAAAUAUUUUUGUUCAACAAAAAGUUCAGUAAUAGACCGAUGUAAUUCCAGUUCAUAUUGUGAGGGUUAUUUUGUUUGCACAAUGCGUAGUCAGUGCGUCUGUAUAUUGUCUAUACAAGUGGAUCCUCGUGAUUUGUAUUGUCCUUCCUUUUUAGACCACAUAGGCCUAAUAAAAUAUGUCAAAUGGUAGGCUAACCGCUGAGUCUGGGUCUCUCUUUCUCUCUCUGUGGUGACUUAAAGAAGAGUAAUGUUAAGGCCUCAACAUCUUGCUGAAUUUCUGUCGCUGCCCUUUUCGAAAUUGCAGAACGAAUACGCCUACCUCAUCGCAGCUCGUUUGCUUGCACUUGCUUAUACUUAGAGCUAAGUGUUAAUUAUAUAAGAACAAACAUUAUGAAUUUACUGAACAUAAAUCUAAUGAUGUUUGUGUAUGGUUCAAAAGUCAAAACUCAUGUGGACAUUCAUUAUUAUUGAAGGACAAUGCGGUUCUUAUCCAGUUACACAAAUCCACAACGAGUCAGUAGAAACCACAUUUAUUUAAGCAAGUCAGCCAUAAGCUUCACUCUCGGGACAGCUUUAUGAAGACCCUAAAGGUUUGUGGGCACCGUUUGUCACCAUUAUAGUGCAUUUCAUGUAUUGUUUAGAGUUGUGUAGUGACUUCGCUGGCAUGCAUCUAAAGAAAUUGGUUGUUUGCCCCACCAAGAUUGACAUGCUAAAAUCGCCACUGUCCAUAAUAAAUAAUAAAUUGCUAAAUGAAUGCUUUUAUUGUGUUAAAAUAGGUCAUAAGAAACCUCAGGACACCAAAUGUACAUUGUAAUCAGUCAGAAAAUGUAUUGAUUGAUCCAGAAGUGCAUAGACUUGAGUGUAUUUUCUGACUUUAAGACAACAGUUGCCUGCCCAUCUAGCCCGUCCAAACUACACCGAAACUAUAUUGAAACUAAUUUCACACAUAUUAUAAUAAUAACAGAUGUGGCCUAAAGAAAAUAUUAAAUUGACAAUAGUCUGAUGGGUUACAAUAUUAUCAAUUGAGAAUGAAGAGACUGAUGACCAGUGCACCAGCACAUUGUGCAUUGACAAACGCACCAGUGCAUUGGAAAAGAAGGGACCAGAGCUUACCAAAUAGCACCUUCCCUAUCAGUCUACAGAGGUCCAUGCAGGCCAGACGUUUUGAUUGCUAUACACUAUCGGAAAGAGCAGAUUCCAAGGUUUCUAAUUAAACUAUUUUUGCCAAACAACUCUACAAAUUGUGCACACUGUCUCUGUUUCAAAGUAUUACUUUUUCCUAGAACAACCGAGGCUCCAUACACAUGCGUUCCUCAUGUGAGUACUGGCGACAAUCAGCAAUAACCAUUUGGGAAAACUAUCAUUUCUAUUUUCUAAUGUAUAUUCCAUUACAUUUUUACUGUAAAAUAUAUGUUUUGACUGUGUUAGGGCAGGGGAAUAUACAGUGGGGAAAAAAAGUAUUUAGUCAGCCACCAAUUGUGCAAGUUCUCCCACUUAAAAAGAUGAGAGAGGCCUGUAAUUUUCAUCAUAGGUACACGUCAACUAUGACAGACAAUCCAGAAAAUCACAUUGUAGGAUUUUUUAUGAAUUUAUUUGCAAAUUAUGGUGGAAAAUAAGUAUUUGGUCAAUAACAAAAGUUUCUCAAUACUUUGUUAUAUACCCUUUGUUGGCAAUGACACAGGUCAAACGUUUUCUGUAAGUCUUCACAAGGUUUUCACACACUGUUGCUGGUAUUUUGGCCCAUUCCUCCAUGCAGAUCUCCUCUAGAGCAGUGAUGUUUUGGGGCUGUCGCUGGGCAACACGGACUUUCAACUCCCUCCAAAGAUUUUCUAUGGGGUUGAGAUCUGGAGACUGGCUAGGCCACUCCAGGACCUUGAAAUGCUUCUUACGAAGCCAGGCGGUGUGUUUGGGAUCAUUGUCAUGCUGAAAGACCCAGCCACGUUUCAUCUUCAAUGCCCUUGCUGAUGGAAGGAGGUUUUCACUCAAAAUCUCACGAUACAUGGCCCCAUUCAUUCUUUCCUUUACAUGGAUCAGUCGUCCUGGUCCCUUUGCAGAAAAACAGCCCCAAAGCAUGAUGUUUCCACCCCCAUGCUUCACAGUAGGUAUGGUGUUCUUUGGAUGCAACUCAGCAUUCUUUGUCCUCCAAACACGACGACUUGAGUUUUUACCAAAAAGUUCUAUUUUGGUUUAAUCUGACCAUAUGACAUUCUCCCAAUCCUCUUCUGGAUCAUUCAAAUGCACUCUAGCAAACUUCAGACGGGCCUGGGCAUGUACUGGCUUAAGCAGGGGGACACGUCUGGCACUGCAGGAUUUGAGUCCCUGGCGGCGUAGUGUGUUACUGAUGGUAGGCUUUGUUACUUUGGUCCCAGCUCUCUGCAGGUCAUUCACUAGGUCCCCCCGUGGGGUUCUGGGAUUUUUGCUCACCGUUCUUGUGAUCAUUUUGAACCCACGGGGUGAGAUCUUGCGUGGAGCCCCAGAUCGAGGGAGAUUAUCAGUGGUCUUGUAUGUCUUCCAUUUCCUAAUAAUUGCUCCCACAGUUGAUUUCUUCAAACCAAGCUGCUUACCUAUUGCAGAUUCAGUAUUCCCAGCCUGAUGCAGGUCUACAAUUUUGUUUCUGGUGUCCUUUGACAGCUCUUUGGUCUUGGCCAUAGUGGAGUUUGGAGUGUGACUGUUUGAGGUUGUGGACAGGUGUCUUUUAUACUGAUAACAAGUUCAAACAGGUGCCAUUAAUACAGGUAACGAGUGGAGGACAGAGGAGCCUCUUAAAGAAGAAGUUACAGGUCUGUGAGAGCCAGAAAUCUUGCUUGUUUGUAGGUGACCAAAUACUUAUUUUCCACCAUAAUUUGCAAAUAAAUUCAUUAAAAAUCCUACAAUGUGAUUUUCUGGAUAUUUUUUUCUCAAUUUGUCUGUCAUAGUUGACGUGUACCUAUGAUGAAAAUUACAGGCCUCUCUCAUCUUUUUAAGUGGGAGAACUUGCACAAUUGGUGGCUGACUAAAUACUUUUUUUCCCCACUGUAAGUCUGCUAAAUGAACAAUUUGAUUUCGUAGCCUUUGCUAUAAAACACAGAUUAAUACAACUCAAAACAUGCUAUUCUCUUCUGUUCUUUUGAAAUAAAUUGUCUUUUAUCAUGUUUUUUUUAAUGUACUUCCUAAACAGAAUAUUAAUGGCUUUUUAUAAUAUUUAUACUUUUUCACCUAUAACCAUUUAACGUUUGCAUAAAUUAACAUUGGUUUGAAUGAGAACCAUAGGACUACAGAGGUAGCUAUUCAAAAUGGUCCUGCUCCUUUGCCAAUUAAGCUAUAAGACCAAAUUAAAAAUGUUCAGGCUAUCCUAAUUCUUUAAAAUCCUUAUCAACUAUAACUAUAAAUGUGCAUAAAUUAGCAUAAAAUUACUCACCAACAGUAACUCUUGAAACGUUCAAGCUAGAUACGCCAAACCAAAUUUCUCAUGUUCAGGCUAUCCUAAUUUUAAAUUCUUUAAAAUCUUUUUCAUUUAUAACUAUUCACUUUUGCAUAAAUUAGCAUAACCUAUCCCACCAACAGUAACUAUUUAACCGAUCAAGCUAGAGACACCAAACCAACUUUCACAUGUUCAGGCUAUCAUAUCUUAUCCUAUCAAUCAUUCAAGCAGUCUUUCCAUCUACCUACAUUUUCAACUAUAACCAGUCACUACCACUACUAUAACCAUAAAUACUUUAAAACAAGCUAGCAAGCACACCACAUUUUCUUCAGGAAAUGUAUUUUUCUAGUUUAGCUUGAGCUUGAUCACUUCUAGGAUAUAUAUAGCUGUUUUUGCAGCAUAGGUAUCUCUCUUGGCCACACUGAGUCAGUCCCACCAUCGAUCCAGGUUAAUAAUGUUUACAUUUCAAAAGGCGUGGGCCCUGACAUUCUAAAGCAGUAGUCGGUAAUCGUUGUAUCUUUACCGUGACGCCUGCUUUCACACACUGGGAUUGUCUGUUACAUAACUGGCUCGAUGUUGUCGACUGAAUGAAGUCUAGGCUAGCCUACAACCGAUUGGUUGGUCGGUGUGACAGCGCCUCCCACGCUUGGUUCACGGCAGUUUACUAUUGCACUUAGGUGCGUUUGUUUCAGUUCGCCGGGUGCACCGAGUAGGCGGAGUUUGCUUUCAAGGCCAAUAGAAUGGUCUCAAAUGCACACACUCUGCCUACCCAGCGUUACGGGCCAGCUGCAUAGAUGGGAGGGACUCAGCAUAUGUUAUAAUGUGGUUAUUAAUGGUCUAUAAUAACAAGGUGUUCAUUUGUUUCCGCAGAGAAAGAGAAAACGCACUGUGGAAGACUUCAACCAGUUUUGCACCUUUGUGUUGGCCUAUGCUGGAUACAUCCCUUAUCAAACAGAGGUAGGUUGAUAAAACACUGUUUUUUCCUGUUCAAGUAAGACUGAGAUGUAGCUUAUUAACACCAAAUUGCUCUUGUAAUUAAUUGAUGUCUUAUUGUUUCUACACUGAAAAAAUAUAUAAACGCAACAUGUAAAGUGUUGGUCCCAUGUUUCAUGAGCUGAAAUAAAAAUCCCAGAAAUGUUCCAUACGCACAAAAAGCUAAUUUCUCUCAAAUUCUGUGCACAAAUUUGUUUAAAUCCCUGUUAGUGAUAAUUUCUCCUUUGCCAAGAUAAUCCAUCCACCUGACAGGUGUGGCAUAUCAAGAAUCUGAUUAAACAGCAUGAUCAUUACACAGGUGCACCUUGUGCUGGGGACAAUAAAAGGCCACUCUAAAGUGAGCAGUUUUGUCACACAACACAAUGCCACACAUGUUUUGAGGGAGCGUAAAAUUGGCAUGCUGACUGCAGGAAUGUCCACCAGAGCUGUUGCCAGAGAAUUCAAAGUUCAUUUCUAUACGUCGUUUUAGAGAAUUUGGCAGUGCGUCCAACCGGCCUCACAACCGCAGACCAUGUGUAUGGCGUCAUGUUUGCGAGCAGUUUGCUGAUGUGAACAUUGUGAACAGAGUGCCCCAUGGUGCCGGUGGGUUAUGGUAUGGGUAGGCAUAAGCUACGACGAACAUAAUUGCAUUUGAUCGAUGGCAAUUUGAAUGCACAGGGAUUCCGGAUUCCAUGAAGAGAUCCUGAUGCCCAUGGUUGUGCCACUCAUCCGCUGCCAUCACCUCAUGUUUCAGCAUGAUAAUGCACGGCCCCAUGUCGCAAGGAUCUGUACACAGUUCCUGGAAACUGAAAAUGUCCCAGUUCUUCUAUGGCCUGCAUACUCACCCAUUGAUCACGUUUGGGAUGCUCUGGGUCAACGUGUACAACAGUGUGUUCCCGCCAAUAUCCAGCAACUUCGCACAGCCAUUGAAGAGGAGUGGGACAACAUUCCACGGGCCACAAUCAACAGCCUGAUCAACUCUAUGCGAAGGAGAUGUGUUGCGCUGCAUGAGGCAAAUGGUGGUCACACCAGAUACUGACUGGUUUUCUUAUCCACGCCCCUACCUUUUUUGUAAGGUAUCUGUGACCAACAGAUGCAUGUCUGUAUGCCCAGUCAUGUGAAAUCCAUAGAUGAGGGCCUAAUCAAUUUAUUUCAAUUGACUGAUUUCCUUAUAUGAACUGUAACUCAGUAAAAUCUUUGAAAUUGUUGCAUGUUGCGUUUUAUAUUUUUGAUCAGUAUAUUUCUGUUGAAUAAGGUCUCCAGUUCUGCUGUUGUGUUUACAUGGUGAUGUAUCCCCUUGUAGGAGUGGUGGUGUAGUGAAAGCAAGCCCAGUGACAGCAACCCCUGCAGCACCAGCCACAGUACCAGUCCAUGGAGCUACCAGUCCUCUCCUAACUCAGCCUGUGGCUCCUCCGCUCAGAGCCAGAAGGAGAAAGGGAAGGAGGUGAAGAGGAGGAGGUCAGACAAGAAACCAGCCGGGCCUGGCCAGGGGGAGAAGAAGCCUAGAGGAGGAAGUGCCAAAAAGUCUCCCAAUACGAAACAGACUGCCCCUAGAUCAACAGUCAGCAGAACGCCAGAGCUCCAUGAGCAGCACCAGCCCCAGUCUGGACGGACCAACCACAACAGCUGUCCGACUGACAACAAAACACAUACUCUGACAGUUCCCAAACGUGACCAUGACUGUAAACUUCCCCAAUCUUCCCUGACUCAACUCUUCCCUGAUGCCACCCCCAGCAGCUCUCUGUCUGUCCACAGGCACAAGACCAACACCGGUCAGACAGACACACCAGACCCCAACGGGUCAGCUGGGAAGACGAGUGACGCUACAACCCUUCAGAAGACAGGAAGUGACGAACUUGAACAGGAAGUGACAGAGCAGCCUGUUGACAUGACAACAACAAGCUAUGAGACGGAGAGGAGCAGUCCUCACAGGCCAGGAGACAGAGAAAAGAAGAGAAGAAAGGAAGAGGAGAAUGGGGCGAGGGAUAGCUGGGAGGGGUCUGGGAGUGAAGGAGGGAUAGACAGGGGUCAGAGGUCAGAUAUCCUGAGGAUGGUGAUGGACAGGAGGUUGAGAGAUCAGCUAGCUGAAGACCAGGAGACAGGCUACCACACAGAGGAGGGCAGCAGCCCCGACCAGGACCAGGACCAUGGAGGGAGCCACUACCAGACAGACCAGGGAGGGAGCGAUGGAGAGGACACAUCUGCAGACAACAGCAAGAUGGAGGGUGAGUAAAGAGGAACCCCACCUGAGACUUAAGAUGCAUCCCAAAUGGCACGCUCUCCUCUGUAGCACUAAUUUUGACCAGGGCCCAUAUUCCCUAUAUAGUGAACUACUUUUGACCAGGACCCUAGUAGGGCUCUAGUCAAAAGUAAUAGGGAACAGCGAGCCGUUUUGGUCGCAGCUCACUCAUUACCUCAUCACUAUCUACAACCAUCAUUGCUAGUUUAAAACAGAGGCUGUGUUUAAUAUAACAUCUCUCUUCUAUUUUUCUCUUCUCAGAUGAGGACGACUCAUGGGACCUGAUCACCUGUUUCUGCCUGAAGCCGUUCGCGGGUCGGCCCAUGAUAGAGUGUAGUGAGUGUGGCACCUGGGUGCACCUGUCCUGCGCUAAGAUCCGCCGCACCCACGUUCCUGAAGUCUUCACCUGCCAGCCCUGCCGAGAUGCCAAGACCAACAUCAGACGCUCCAACCGGGCGCGGAUCGCCCCCCGCAAACGCUUCAGCGACUAGAGAGCACCAGCUGGUUCAUUGGCUGCGUCCCAACUGGCGGCAGGUAGCCUAGCGGCUAAGAGCAUUGGGCCAGUAACCAAAAGGUCACUGGUUCAAAUCCCCAAGGUGGAAAAAUCCCCAACAACAACUGCUCCCCGGGCACUGAUGAUGUUGAUUAAGGCAGCCGCCCGCACCUCUCUGAUUCAGAGGGGUUGGGUUAAAUGCAGAAGACACAUUUCGGUUGAAUGCAUUCAGUGUAACUGACUAGGUAUCCCCUUUCCUAUUCCGUAUAUAGUGAACUACUUUUGACCAGAGCCAUAUGUAGGGAAUAGGGUGCCAUUUGGGACGUUGACCACUAGUGAGCAUCAAGUUCUUUGCUGGUCCAUUCUGCCACUCUGCACAAACCACCUCCAGUCACCAGGGUUGUGUUCAGUAAGACACACAGUAAACGUAAAUUAACUUUUGUUAUUGAAUAAGUCCAGGUAGUCCUCCCUGUUUCAGUCAUUUUUCUUCCGUUUUGUGCCUAAUGAACACGACCCAGGACACUGCCAUCAGCAACCAAGCCAUGAGUCUACGGUCGUGUUCCCCUGCUCAGACGUUGCAUUCAUCAACGAAUGGUUGCGUGCCACAUCCUCAACUGUGCCGUCGGCAACAAUUGUUAUAACAUAUGAUGUGGCUAGCUAAUACUUAAAAAACCUAUACAGGCAUUGUAAGAUCCAAUCACUCUCUCCAGAACAGUACAAUGUCCAUGCAUUCACAGACAAUCAUGUCUUCUCAGGAAGGAAUGAGGGGCUACAGGAGAGAGAAAGAGGGAAUGGGCGGGAUGGAGUGAGGGCAGGGGUGAAAGAGGGAUGUGGUUGGUAAGUCUGCUGUUACUGUUGUGGUGAGAACAUAACAUCUUCUCACAUGCUAAUCUCAUUUACCCCCACCCCUCCCUUCAUCCAUCCCUUUUAUCCCUCCAGGCUCCAUCCAUCCAUCCCCUUAUCCCUCCAGGCUCCAUCCACCCCUCCCUUCAUCCCCUUAUCCCUCCAGGCUCCAUCCACCCCUCCCUCCCUUCAUCCAUCCCUUUAUCCCUCCAGGCUCCAUCCACCCCUCCCUUCAUCCAUCUCUUCCUCCCUCCCUCCCUCCAUCCACCCAUCUCUUCAUUG
Molecule: messenger RNA, 13736 nt
Organism: Coregonus sp. 'balchen'
Lineage: Eukaryota; Metazoa; Chordata; Actinopteri; Salmoniformes; Salmonidae
Source: the annotation of a GenBank genome assembly